This is a messenger RNA of Monosiga brevicollis MX1, 1353 nucleotides long. RefSeq lists its product as uncharacterized. NCBI's taxonomy places the organism in Eukaryota, Choanoflagellata, Craspedida, Salpingoecidae. The record is from RefSeq and is a predicted model, not a curated record. Gene Ontology annotation, molecular function: phosphoprotein phosphatase activity. The transcript has 4 exons. Gene Ontology annotation, biological process: dephosphorylation. Bases 1 to 1353 code for a protein of 450 amino acids.
AUGGCUGACUUUGAAGAGUACAAACGCCGAGUCGAGGCUCAAGAUCCCUUUGCCACCUUUGUCAAUUUCCGAGACCUCUCCGUCUUGGACACCCGCAUCAAACCUCAUCGUUUCUAUCGCAGCGCCACCCCCAGCACGCUCACCUCGGAAGACGUUGUGGUGCUGCUCGAGCAACUGGGCGUCAAAACCAUCAUCGACUUGCGUGAUCGCAGCGAGGCCGAACAUGACCCCGGAGACCGCCUCGUCCAGCAUUGCUUCGGCAUUGCGCCCCAAGCUCACGAGGUUAUCGUGGACCGCCUCGAGGCCUUGGACGACCCCCAGACUUUCCAAGCUCAUCUCGAGGGCCUAGAGGUGGCGCCCAUGGACAAGCCGCAUGAGCACCAUCAUCAUCUGCCCCACCUGCGUCACCUGCGUCACCUUCGCCAUGGCUCCAAGUCCCACGGACACGAGGAUGUCGAGUCCAGUGCCGACCCCUCAGGCCCUGUAUUGGACCAAGAGACGCCCGCGGAGCAGGCACGCGUGGUCCGUGCCACAUAUCACCACACACCCGAGGCCCGACAGCCCAUCGAAGAGCUGGCCCACGGUGACUGGGCUGCCUCACGUGAGUCUUCUCCUUCUUCCCCUACCGACAGUCCAGAUGACAUUGAAGAAGUUGACCUCCAGCUGUGCCACGAUCUGGAUGAACGCACGCGUGCAGAGUCACCGCAGCAGGUGCACAACGAAGCCAUGCGAGUACAAAACGAGUUUGGCACCAAGGCUCGUCUCAAAUACUUUUUGCCGCUCGCCGAGCGCUCGGUCAUGACCCGAGCCCUGCUUUCCGAAGUGACGUGGUAUGAUAAGCUUUACGUUGGCGCUAAGUAUACCUUGGGCCUUGCCGUCAAUUCGGAAUACAAGGAAGAGGCCAAGAAUCACAUGAUCACCAAGUUCAACGACAUGGGCCUCAUCGGUCUUAAUCGCAUCAUUCUCAAAUAUUCGCGCCACAUGCUCUGCCGAGGCCUGAAAAUUGUGGCCACGCAAGCCCACCAUCCCGUGUUGGUCCACUGCUUUCACGGAAAGGAUCGGACCGGUCUGCUAGUGGCACUCGUGCUUUCCAUUUUGAAAGUGCCUCGCGAGAGCAUUAUCAUGGAUUACCAUUAUUCCGAGCGUUUUGGCUCCAGUGAGCAAGGGCGCGCUCACUUUGCCAAGGUGCCCCAGCUGAAUGCGGAUACGUGGUGUCUUGCUCCCACUGAGGUCAUGCGGCAGACGCUUGACCACCUGGACCAGGAGUACGAUGGCAUCGAGGCGUACUGUGAUAAAAUUGGCUUUAAUGACCACUGGCGAGCCCGCCUGCGCAGCGCUCUCUGCGAUGAGUAG